AUGGGUAGAGUCGACAAGGACCCAGUCACGACCGCUGGCUUCACUGUCCCGAACGCCACCUUGGGCACCAUUGAGCAUGCGCACCAUCGCGCCCGCCGUGAGGUCCUCAGUCCCUACUUCUCAAAGCGGGCCGUUGUGGGGCUCGAGCCUGUGACGAAUAGCCUCAUCGCCAGACUCGUCAGCCGAUUUGCUGACUAUGCCGACGCUGGGGAGGCGGUCGAUCUUGAUGCAGCAUUUGCGGCUCUCACAGGCGACAUUAUCUCGACAUAUGUGUUUGGAUUUUCCUGGAAGUUUCUCAACGUCGAAAAUUUCAAGUUUCCGCAGCGCGACGGCAUUCUCGGCUUGAUUAACUGGUACCACUGGUCCACGUUUGUGCCGCAGGCGGCCAGGAUACUGCGGCAAUUCCCCUUACCUAUUCCCCAAAUCAUCCAUCCGGGAAUUGCUUCGAUGGAGACGGCUCGCCUUGAAGUCAGACACCAGCUGGCAGGAGCUGUGAAGGGACGCCCGAGGCAGGAAAACAAGCCGGAAACAAACACAGGGUUAGAGACAUUGGAUGGCGAGGCUGCCAUAGUCUCUGCCCUACACAACGGUACUCUACCUCCCGAAGAAAGGACGAUUGACCGGAUGACCGACGAGGGCAUGACUUUGAUUUUCGCCGGCACAGAAACGACUGGACGAACAUUGGCAGUGACAAUGUUUCAUGUCCUGAACAACCGAGAGUACUGGGAACGUUUGCGCAAGGAGCUGGCUGAUGCUGUUCCAGAGUGUCUAGGCCAGAAUUAUCAAUUCUCCAUAACCGAGAUAAACCAGUUGCCCUUUCUAGCAUAG
Molecule: messenger RNA, 828 nt
Organism: Diaporthe citri
Lineage: Eukaryota; Fungi; Ascomycota; Sordariomycetes; Diaporthales; Diaporthaceae
Exons: 3
Coding region: 1-828 (275 amino acids)
Molecular function (GO): monooxygenase activity; oxidoreductase activity, acting on paired donors, with incorporation or reduction of molecular oxygen; iron ion binding
Source: RefSeq, a predicted model, not a curated record